UGCAGUGUAUAAUGACGCUUUAUGAUUUUGAUAGCUUCAAUUAAUAUUUUGACAUUAAUAUAAGUCAAAUUUUCAUAUGAUCUGUCAGAAGUGUUUUCGCAAAAUUUAUUAUUUUUUAUAUGAAUUAAUCCGCGUAUAAAUAUUAAAGAUAAAAAUAAACCGCAAAGCAGUUGACGUGUAAAUAUCAUAGAGUAUAUCUGUCAAUGUUGAUUUUGGCCACGUUGGAAGUACAAUUCAUAACAUUUUAAUCUGUUUAAUGGAUUUAUCGUUUUAAAGUUUCAGGAACAAAUAUUUAAUAUUAUGAAGGUAAAAGAUAUCGAACGUACGGCUAACGUAGCUUGGUCUCCGAAAAACCAGCACCCUAUAUAUUUAGCGGCCGGUACCGCCGCUCAACAGCUAGACGCUUCUUUCAACACCAAUGCAGUACUGGAAAUUUAUUCUUUAAAUUUAACAGAUCCUGGUCCAGAUACUCCGUUAGUUUCAUCAAUUCAAACUGAUCAUCGUUUUCAUAAGAUUAUUUGGGGCUCCCACGGAAACAACCCGGUACAAAGUACAAUCAUAGGCGGAUGUGACGAUGGGCUGAUUCAAAUUUACAAUGCCACAAAACUUUUGAAAGGCGAAGACGCUCUAAUCGGGAGACAAGAAAAUCACACAGGUCCCGUACACGCUUUGGACUUCAACAAUUUCCAGCAGAACUUAUUUGCUAGUGGUGCAGGAGAUUCUGAAAUUUACAUAUGGGAUUUGAAUAAUCUGAGCCAACCGAUGACACCAGGCUCAAAAUGUCAACCCUCUGAAGAAGUUCUAUCGGUAUCUUGGAAUAAACAAGUGCAGCACAUCCUAGCGUCGACUUUUCCUUCGAAAUGCGUCAUUUGGGACCUUAGAAAAAGCGAACCAAUCAUUAAAUUAACUGAUACAGUAUCGAGAAUCAAAUGGAAAGUGGUUACUUGGCAUCCGGAAGUUGCAACUCAACUAUGCUUAGCUUCUGAGGAGGAUCAAGCGCCGGUUAUACAAAUGUGGGAUCUUCGGUUCGCUACUUCCCCUUUAAAAACCCUUCAAAAUCACCAAAGGGGUAUAUUAUCAUUAGCUUGGUGUACCGAAGAUCCGGAUCUAUUAGUUUCUUGUGGAAAAGAUAACAGAAUAUUAUGUUGGAAUCCGAAUUCUAAUCACCAGAAUGGGGAAGUUUUAGCUGAAAUUGCCGCUACGAAUCAAUGGAGUUUUGAUGUUGUAUGGUGUCCUAGGAAUCCGGCUUUAAUCGCUUCUUCUAACUUUGACGGUCAUGUUUCUGUUUAUUCCGUUAUGGGUGGGAAAACCCAACCGAUUCAAACUACGAAUAAAAUCGCGGACAGUUUUCCCGGUAUGGACGGUUAUGUUAGAGCUCCUGAGCCUCAGCAAGAUUUAGGACCUACAAGUGUCGAUUUGAGUAAACCGCCGAAAUGGUUGAAGAAACCCAUAGGAGCAAGUUUUGGGUUCGGUGGAAAAUUGGUUACUUUUGAAGAUGGAAAAUCGACGGUAGCGCAAAGUUUACAAAAUCUUCAGCCGGGGCAACAACUUCCACAUAUUCAAAGGACCGUUCAAAUUAGUCAGGUUAUUACAGAACCGGAUUUCGUUAAGAAAUCAAUUGAAUUAGAAAAUACCUUGGAAUAUGGGAAUUUUACUGAUUAUUGUCAAGACAAAUCCGAUUCGUCAAUCGACGAACACAAAAAAUAUAUAUGGCGUUUUUUGAAAGCCAAUUUCGAAGAGGUACCCAGAGCGGAGUUGCUCAAUUUGUUAGGUUAUAAUCUCGCCCAAGUUAAUAAAAAAUUAGACGCGCACGCCGGAACGAAAUCAGCCAAUAACGUCGAUAGUUUAACCGAAGAUUUCGCUUAUUCCAACAGGAUAGAAGAUUACGAUCCUAACGAUGCUUUCGACGUUAUAAGUAAACAACAGAAAAAAGAGACUAAAACGUUCAAAAUUAAUACGGACGAUGAUACGGAAGGUCUCAUAACGCAAGCUCUGUUGUUGAAUAACGUCGCGGCUGCUGUGGAAUUGUGUUUGAAAGCCGAAAGGUACGCGGAUGCCUUAGUUAUUGCGACUACCGGUGGUCCGGAUCUAUUAGCAAAAACUCAAAUGAAAUAUUUAGAACAAUCCAACGGUUACGUAUCAACUUUAAUAUCAGCUAUAGUUUCGGAAGAUUGUAGUUUAAUAAUCAACAAUUGUGAUAUAAGUAAUUGGAAGGAAGCUCUAGCCGCUGUCCUAACUCACGCCUCGGACGACGAUUUACCAACGUUAUGCGAACGUUUAGGUGAUAGAUUGGUCGAGGAAAGUAAAAACGAUGUGAAAUUAUCUCGAGACGCUCAAUUGUGUUACAUUUGCGCCGGUAGUUUCGAUAAACUCGUGACCAGUUGGAGCGAUAACGCUCUAAAAUCCACGGAGACUCUUCAAGAAUUGAUAGAGUUGGUGACGUUUCUGCAGAAGGCUAUCGAAAGGCAAGGUAGACAAGUUAAGGUAUCGGGCGUAUUGGCGGACCUGCUAUCCCAUUACGCUUCCCUAUUAGCCUCCCAAGGCGAACUAUCCACGGCCGUAGCCUAUUUAGGUUCGUCCGCCAACGAAAAAGUGGCCGCACUAAGGAACCGGCUACAAGCGGCGCUCGGUCAAAGGCCGUCGCUCGGUCAAGAAACCAGACAACAGAACAACCGAAGAGGCAGCCAGAGAAGUUCGUUUUCGAACUACAACAACAACAACAAUCAAUAUCAACCGGCGCCGGUACCGAGUUACAACCAGUUGCCGCCGACGGUAAACAACCGACCGUGGCAACCGCCGACCGCGGGUUUACCGCAACCUCCGAGACCCAACAGCGUCGGUUCGAAUCAAGGUUUGCCGUCGAAAAAAUACGUCCUGGAUCCUUCGGUGGGUUCGAAUCCUUACGUUUCGACGUUUAACCAAUUCGUUAAUCAACCGCCGGUCGAUUUCUAUCGAUCAUCGAUUAAUAACGAUGCGUACGGUUCCAAUUCGCAAAUACCGCCGACGAACGCGUCUAAUCAAAGUUUCAAUUUGUCUCCUAUGAAUUCGGCGCGACAAAAUUACGCGCCGCCUCCGCCGCCGCCGUCUUCCAUUGAACAAGCGCAGUACGCUUUGAAAAGCGCCGCCGGUUCGGCUUCGGCGCACGGUUGGAACGAUCCGCCUCCGUUAACGAAACCGUCGAAACUGCAGAGUAACGACGAAACUGCACGAAGAGAAAUGUACGCCACGCACGCCGGAGUCAAAUUAUGGCGAAAGCCAAAAUCGGAAGUUACACCUGCUGAACCUAUCACACACCCCCUGUAUGGUACAGCGCCGGUUCAGGCCUCGCCUUUACCAAUAAACGGUUACGGAGACGUGAAUCAAAUAACACAACCUUAUAAUCAAAAUUUUUAUCCUCAAAAUCCACCGUCGACGUUCCAACCGCAAGCAACUACAUUCGCCACCGCAUAUAACCCCAAUAAUUUCAAUCAAAAUUUGGUACAACCACAACAGGAAGUCGUAGGUAGGACGGAAACUCCCCAACCCGUUCAAAAACCUCCGAUACCCGAAGAACAUUUACAUUUAAAAACCGUUUUCGACGAAUUAAGGAAUCGAUGUAGUUGCACGGCUAAUAAUCCGCAAACGAAAAGGAAACUCGACGACGUCGGAAAAAAAUUGGAAUUACUCUACGACGCUUUAAGGGAAUUAAGGCUUUCAUCCAACACAUUGUCGUCCCUCCACGAAAUGGUACAAAUGAUCCAAACCGGAAAUUAUACGGGGGGUUUGAGUUUACAUACACAAUUGGUGUCAGGUCCGGACUUCGCCCAAAUUGCCAGUUUCAUGCCGGGUAUUAAAGUGUUGCUGCAAACAGCUUUACAAUUACAAGUUUACAUUAGAUAGAUGGAGAAGCGAAUAUAUAAUGAAAACAAAAAACAGAAAAAAAAAACCGAAACGACGAUUCAAUUCGAUUUAUUUAAGCCGAAGAAAUUUUUUUCAAUUUUUAGUUGUAAUUGAAUUAGUUAUUAUUAAACUGAUAAUACGAGGGGCGUUUGGAGAGAUUACGACGAAUAAACUUAAUUUUUAUUAAAAUUUAUUUCUAUUUUAUCCACUUUCGCAUUAUUCUACACUUUUAGCCAAUUAUUUCGCAUUAUUCUUGACCUUUAGCCAUUUAACGUUUAUUUUACUCAGUCAGACACAAUUAUAUCUCGUCUAUGUCAUUUUGGUUACUCGUUUUAUGGUAUUUUUAAUUUUUAUUCACUGUUUGAUCACUUGGUGUCUUAAUUCGAUGCUGGAAAUUAUCUUUCACUGUCUAUUGUUGUGAUUUAUUAGUAUUUUUUCGUUUUUAUUUUGCUCUUUCUAUCAUUUUUUUGCCACUUUUAACCCGUUUUCUUUUCUAGUGUCGGAACAUUGUCUUUGAAGAACUUGCUGGACUCUUCAUUUCCACUGAAUAUUGUUUUUUCCAACAAGUGGUAUCAUAUGUGGUAAAAUCAUUACUGAAACUCUUUUUAUUCCAUUUUAUGUCUGUACUUAUCUUGAAAAAAAAGUGUUUUUUGGACUUUGUCUAUCAUUUAACAUCUAUCUAUCGAUAUAUGACUAUAAUUUUCCAUAUUUCACAUGUUGAAAGUGUUUUAAGGGUCUUCAAUUGCAAUCUAGUAUCCUUCCAUUGAUCUAGAAAUGUUAAUUUGUCUUUUUGACGGUUUCUAGCUAUUUUAUGUCAAUUUUUUGAUUCAUUCUUUCUCUAAUAUCACCCAUCAAUCUUCAGAGGAUUUAUUAGAAUCUCCAUUUCCAUUAAAUAUUGUGUCUGAUAGCUGUUUGUCUAUUGAAAAAGGUUUCAUCCACCUUCUAACAUCCCCUAGGACUAUUAUUUUCCAUAUUUUGCAGUUUUCAUCUAUUUCAAGUCGGUUUUUAACCGACGUUUCUCAAAAUUCGUCUACUUAUACAAUAAUUUCUAUUUUUAUCAUUUAUUGUCGUUAAAAACUGAAUUUUGAGGAAAUUUUUGAUUCUUAGGAACCCAAAUCGAAAAACGUUUUAUGUAUUAAACAAUUUUUUGUAGCCCCCUUUCCGAUAAGUAAAUUAGUUUUAAAUAAUAUAUUAUUAAUAAAAAAAAAUUUAAAUUCUGUUUUGUUUUUGAAUAUUUAAAUUUUUUACCAUAUUUGUAAAGUGAAUAAAAAACAAAUUGAUUAUUAUAUUAAGGUGCUUUUUAAUAAAUUAUAUCCAUUUUGA
Molecule: messenger RNA, 5202 nt
Organism: Diorhabda carinulata
Lineage: Eukaryota; Metazoa; Arthropoda; Insecta; Coleoptera; Chrysomelidae
Product: protein transport protein Sec31A
Exons: 17
Coding region: 301-3879 (1192 amino acids)
Biological process (GO): intracellular protein transport; endoplasmic reticulum organization; endoplasmic reticulum to Golgi vesicle-mediated transport
Cellular component (GO): endoplasmic reticulum exit site; COPII vesicle coat
Molecular function (GO): protein binding; structural molecule activity
Source: RefSeq, a predicted model, not a curated record